Messenger RNA from Hippocampus comes (tiger tail seahorse), 2108 nucleotides. RefSeq names its product nucleobindin-2-like. Gene Ontology annotation, cellular component: extracellular exosome; endoplasmic reticulum-Golgi intermediate compartment. NCBI's taxonomy places the organism in Eukaryota, Metazoa, Chordata, Actinopteri, Syngnathiformes, Syngnathidae. The record is from RefSeq and is a predicted model, not a curated record. Gene Ontology annotation, molecular function: calcium ion binding. The transcript has 13 exons. Bases 112 to 1566 code for a protein of 484 amino acids.
CUGGGGAUCUCCCAUGAGCGGACUAACAAGCUACUUGCCGACAGAGUUCCUGCUUGAGAGGCGGCGAUUGAGAAAUAUUCAAAGCAAAUUGUGUUUAACAGCCACAGUAACAUGUGGUGGAGUCGUGUCCUGCUAAUCAGCUGGGUUCUGGUGCUGGUCCAGCUGCUCACUUCAGAGGCAGUUCCCAUCAGUAAGGACAGGACCAAAAUUAAAGAGCCAGAGGUCAGAAUUGAAGAUGCUCCAGCUAGUGUGGACACCGGGCUCCACUAUGACCGCUACCUCAGAGAAGUCAUUGAUUUUCUCGAAAAAGAUGAACAUUUCAGAGAAAAGCUCCAUAAUACCGACAUGGAAGAUAUCAAGCAAGGUAAACUUGCCAAAGAGCUGGACUUUGUCAGCCACCACGUCAGAACAAAACUGGACGAGUUGAAGAGGCAAGAGGUAAAUCGACUCCGGACACUCAUCAAGGCUCGGCAUGACCUUGAAGGUGGAAAUGAUAUUGCAGUGGACCACCAAGCUCUGCUGAAGCAGUUUGAAUACUUGAACCAUAUGAACCCACAUACGUUUGAAGUGGAUGACCUGGAUCGCCUGAUAAAAUCGGCCACAAACGAUCUGGAGAACUUCGACAAAGAGCGACACGAGGAGUUCAAGCGUUAUGAAAUGAUGAAAGAGCACGACAGGCGGGAACACCUGAAGACGCUGGAUGAAGAUGAGCGAAAGCGAGAGGAGGAGCACUACGAGGAGCUGAGGAAAAAACACGCCGACCACCCCAAAGUCAACCACCCGGGUAGCCAGAAUCAACUCAAGGAAGUGUGGGAAGAUACGGAUGGCUUAGACCCAGAGGAUUUUGAUCCCAAAACUUUCUUCAAUUUACAUGACACCAAUGGAGAUGGCUUCUUUGAUGAACAGGAACUGGAGUCGCUGUUCACCAAGGAGCUGGAAAAACUCUACGAUCCCACCAAUGAGGAGGAUGAUAUGGUGGAAAUGGAAGAGGAGAGGUUACGCAUGAGGGAGCAUGUCAUGAACGAGGUGGAUUCAAACAAAGACAGGCUGGUCUCUUUAGACGAGUUCAUGACUGCUACAAAUAAAAAAGAAUUCUUGGAGCCAGAUAGCUGGGAGACUUUGGAGCAGAACCAGGCCUACACGGAUGAGGAAAUGAGGGAGUUUGAGGAGCACCUCGUUCGCCAAGAGCAGGAGCUUCACCAGAAAACUGCUGAACUUCAGAAACAGAGAGAUGAGCUGGAUAGGCAACAGGAGCAGCUGAAUGCGCAGAAAGUUGAGUUGCAACAGGCCGUCGAUCAUAUGGAACGACUCAGGGCUGAAAAACAAGAACCCCCUCCCGAGGUCCAUGUCGAAGGAAACGCCAUCCCGGAGAGCCACGCAGCUGACAAUCAACAGCAGCACUACCAGGAGGCCCUCAUCCAAGAGCCUCAACCUGUUGCUCAGGUUUAUCAGGAUGCAUCUCAGGUCCAGAGUCAACACCAGAAUCAGCAGGUGGGCGAGCAGACACACCACAAUCUGCCUCCAGGGGACCAUGAAAGGCCACAAUUUGAGAACCACCUCCCUUAGGGCCUUCACAGCUGGACUUUUGCAACCUCGUCUAAUCUAAGAGUGUCUAAUCUUUUUCACCAUGAUGACUGAUUGGUGCUUUGGAACACACUCUGGACGGAGAAGCACACACGUUGAACAAUACCAGUUUUGGGUGCCCGACUUAAGAAUUACAGUAUGGAUUUUCAGGAGCAUUUUGUCAACAUAAUGGCAGCGAAGGGACAUUUGAGGAGUCAAAAUACAUUUCCUUUCAAGGCCUGUGGAAAAAGUCACUUUGAACGAAACACCAGAGAACUAUUGUGUUGUGAAUUUUUUUUCCCCCCUCCUAUGAGUAGACCACUCAUUGAUACUUUGACUGAAAGCAUCUUUUAUUUUGUAUCAUUUCAAUGACAAACUAAAUUGCCAUUAAAAACAAGGGUUUUGCUGUUUGUUCACCACUUGACAAAAUGGCCACACAUUAUUGCCAUAUUGUUUGUCCUUUACCUGCCACCUUAAUUUAUGCGGUAAGCAAAUACAAGCAAUCAUUCUGGUGAAAUAAUUAUAGGACUGAUCUGCCAAAACUG